Photinus pyralis (common eastern firefly) is the source of this 643-nucleotide messenger RNA. Its product is annotated as odorant receptor 85b-like. Gene Ontology annotation, molecular function: odorant binding; olfactory receptor activity. The record is from RefSeq and is a predicted model, not a curated record. Gene Ontology annotation, cellular component: plasma membrane. Bases 1 to 573 code for a protein of 190 amino acids. Lineage: Eukaryota; Metazoa; Arthropoda; Insecta; Coleoptera; Lampyridae. The transcript has 3 exons. Gene Ontology annotation, biological process: sensory perception of smell; detection of chemical stimulus involved in sensory perception of smell.
AUGAGCAUCGAAGAAUUGCUUGAGGAUGCCAAGGGAGAGUACUGUUCUAUAAGUAAAAUCGACUCAAAUUUAAUCGACAAAGGUAAUGUUCCCUGGCCUUAUCAACAAAAACACUUAAAGAGCAUUAUCGUGCAUCACAACUACAUUAUAAGAAUUGCAAGUGAAACUGAGGAAAUAUUCAACAAGUGUGUUUUAGUCAAUUUCCUUAACUUAUCUUUUGUAAUCUGCAUCAUUUUGUUCCGCAUUGCAAAUGCGCCACUGUUUACCGUCGAGUUUUUUAAACUUUGCUUGUACUUGAUUGCAUCAAACAUCUUAUUUUUCGGGGAUUGCUACCUCACACAAAAAGUCUUAACCGAAAAUGAAGCACUCGCUUAUGCGUGCUACAGUGUCGAUUUUGUAGGCACUAAUUUACCUUUUCAAAAAUCAUUAAUUUUAAUAAUGGCAAGGGCACAAAGAUCGGUGCAAUUUACAGUUGGAAAAUUUGCACCCUUAAGUAUUGUUACCCUGGUUACCAUUUUGAAGGCGUCUUAUUCGUAUUUCACGUUGCUUCAAAACCGUCGACAACAUCAAUAGUUACAGAACAGUAGAAUUGAAGCAACAAUUUGUUUGUGGUAGCACCUGCCACUGCACAUGAAAGAUAUGC